Erigeron canadensis is the source of this 1538-nucleotide messenger RNA. RefSeq names its product sarcoplasmic reticulum histidine-rich calcium-binding protein. The transcript is spliced from 3 exons. The record is from RefSeq and is a predicted model, not a curated record. Bases 235 to 1419 code for a protein of 394 amino acids. Lineage: Eukaryota; Viridiplantae; Streptophyta; Magnoliopsida; Asterales; Asteraceae.
GUUUUUUUUAGCUUAUAAAAUAACCAACUUACUCAUCGCUAAUCGCUCCCAUUAUCGAUUUUCUUCUUCUUCUUCAAGAUUCAAAGAUUCUUUGGUAAUUUUGGAUAUUCGCAAGUUCGGGAUUUUGGGUUCUUAAAGCAAUCUCAAACUUUCGCUGGUUGGCUUUCUAAAUAAGAUGCACUUCCGGUCAUCAUCAUACCAUAAUGCAGAUAUUAGCUUGCUUUUUACAUCUGAAUGGACUGCAAGACGUUUAUCCAGUUGGUUGAGGAAAAAAAGAAGCGUGUUUUGGCCAAAAAGGAAGCACCUUUGAAAUGGCAGCAGAAACUUGAAGCUGCCAUCGAAGCCAAUGAAAGGAAGUCAAAGACUACGAAGCAUAAGAGAAGAUCUGUCUCGGCAUCUGAUAGUGACAGCGGAAGUGAAAGCAGCCAGGAGGUUAAAAAGUCAAGAAGGAAGAGUCACAAGAAGCAUAGGAAGCAUGACAAGGAAAAGAAAGAGAAGAGAUCGAAACGCAAACCAAAGAAGAGAUCUUCGAGUUCAGGUGAUGACAGUGACAGCUCAUACGAAAGUGAAUUGGAAGAACGUAGGAGAAGACGCAAACCAAAGAGGAAAUAUUCAAGUUUAGGUGAUGAUAGUGACAGUUAUGAAAGUGAAUCGGAGGAUCGCAAGAGAAAAUGUGGUCAUAAGAAGCAUAAGCAUCAUCACUCGAGCUCGGGUUCUGAUCACUCGGGUUCUUCCAGUGAUGAGGAUCAAUUGCUAGAAAAGCGUAGGAGACACACAAAGCAUUCAGAUUCAUCUAGUGAGGAAAGUGAUGGUGGAACAAGGAAACGAAGACAUUCAAGGCACCAUCGCCAUCAUCAUAAACAUCAUAGACAUAUUGAUUCAAGUGAUUCAGAGGGUGUUAAAAGACAUCACAUUAAGCACCGUCAUAAGCAUCAUCGCCGAUCCCGUAGCCAUGAGUUGAAAUCUGAUUCGGACAGGAAAGACCAAUCAGUAAGGAGGGUAUCUGACUAUAAUCAUGAUUUAGAUAGACAAGUUGGAAAUAUAAAAGACGAUCAUCACAAUGAUCACCGUCGCAACCAUGAAGAUGGACCUGUGUUGAAUGGAUUGGCUCAUGACCUAAUUCACAAAAACAGGGAGGGACCUGUGCUGAAACAAUUACGUCCUGAUACAGGGGAAUUUGAUGGAAAUGGCUGGGAUAAAUCAUAUGACCGGAGUGGCGAGCACAAGGAUGGACACGAGCAUAAUGGGUGGCAUCCUGAUGGUGCUCCAGGGGACCAUGAUAAUGUUAACUUGGAUGGAUCAUAUAUCAGGGCUGAUGAGCACGGAGAAGAACCUAGGCUGAAUGGAUGGCAUCAUGUUCCUGUGGUGGGGAAUGUGACCGCUGAUGGUGAUGGAGUUGAGAAGGGUUCAAUCAUUUAGGUUUGAAGGCAUUGAUUCAGUGAUUUUCUUUUAACUCAAAAACUUCCAUUGUACUUUGUAACUUGCAACAUUUGAAAGCUAUUCUGUCUAUUUAAUCGUAUUCUCUGGGUUGUUGUGCA